Molecule: messenger RNA, 2360 nt
Organism: Salvia hispanica
Lineage: Eukaryota; Viridiplantae; Streptophyta; Magnoliopsida; Lamiales; Lamiaceae
Product: heparan-alpha-glucosaminide N-acetyltransferase-like protein (DUF1624)
Source: RefSeq, a predicted model, not a curated record
AAAGAGAGAAAAGAUAUUUAGGAGGAAUGGAUUUGGUAUUUUUUGAGAGAGAGAUGAGCAUAAGUGUGUCAGUGUGUGUUGAUGGAUAGAAGAAGCAUAUAAACCUCUAAUAUUCGUUAAUCGUUAUUAUCAAAAGCCAAAUACUAAUCGAAUUUCGAUGUGGAUCGAUUUGAGUGUACCGUAAACGUAUCUCUUUUGCACCAGAUUGCAGAGAGAUAUUGGGAGGAGAGAGAGAGAGAGAGGCCACUGUCCACUGCCAAUCUCAAAAAGCCACCCAACCCCUACGUUUCAGGCCUUUCUAUCUCUCUUCAUUUACCUAAAUUCCAUAUUCAUCCAUAAAUUAUUCAAUUCUUUCUUUACCUUCAUUUGCCUGUCGCAUUUGCACAAAGUUGGCAGGAGUUUCAGCAACAACACACAAUCCUAGUUUACAUACACAGGAUUUUUGAGUUAGACAAGGAUUGGGCAUUUGGAUUGAUCGCCGAACGGAAUCCGAAUCGAAUAUUGGAAAUUGGAAUAUUGGAAUACGAUAUGUUUGUUUGGAUUUUGGUGUGAGAGAGAGACAGAAUCGAGAUCGCGAGGUCGAUCAUGGCGUCGUACAAACUCAUCAGAGAUUGCGGCGACGAAGGGACAUUGGAUCUGCGGGCGAAAAAUUGCGCUCUGCGCAUUGAUAACGGCGAUGUUGAGUCUGCUUACUUGAAAAGCAAUACGCCUUCUUCUCGUCUCAAGCCGCCGGUUUUGGCCGGCGCCGGCGGUAAUGCUAAGUGCACUCCGCCGUCUGGCCGCCUAAUUUCGCUCGACGUUUUCCGCGGCCUCACUGUUGUGUUGAUGAUCAUUGUUGAUAAUGCUGGUAGACUUAUACCAUCUAUCAAUCACUCGCCAUGGAACGGUUUGACCCUGGCAGAUUUUGUUAUGCCAUUUUUCCUAUUCAUGGUUGGUGUUUCACUCGGACUUGUAUAUAAGAAUAUGAGUUGUAGAGUUGCUGCAACCAAGAAAGCAAUACUCCGAGCAGGAAAGCUUUUAGUACUUGGGAUUUUUCUACAAGGUGGCUAUUUCCAUGGCCUUAGUAAACUGACAUAUGGCGUGGACUUGGAACAAAUCAGAUGGAUGGGCAUAUUGCAGAGAAUUGCAGUAGCAUAUUGGGUUGCAGCAAUGUGUGAGAUAUGGCUUAGAAAUGAUGAAAUAGUUGAUUCCAGAAAAUCUUUGCUGAAGAAAUAUAGAUGGCAAUGGUCGUCAAAGCUGACCACAAUGAUUAGAUUUGUAUGUUACACCUAUCCAAUGGCCCAAAUCGAUAUCGAUACAAGGGCCACAGCUUUCGUGCUUAGUACAGUGUAUCUUCUGAUGUUAUAUGGCUUAUAUGUUCCUGAUUGGGAAUACCAUAUUCCCAUAGAAGCAUCUUUCAGAGCUGAGGUAUUCAAGGUGAAAUGUGGAGUACGAGCUAAUACAGGACCUGCAUGCAAUGCUGCCGGAAUGAUUGAUCGUGCAGUUUUGGGUAUUCAACGCUUGUACCGCAAGCCAAUAUAUGCCAGAACACAACAAUGCAGUAUCAACUCACCAGAUUAUGGUCCACUUCCUCCUGAUGCUCCCUCAUGGUGUCGAGCCCCCUUUGACCCAGAAGGACUUUUAAGUACAGUGAUGGCAGUUGUCACAUGCUUGUUAGGUUUACAGUAUGGACACGUUAUCGUCCACUUUAAGGAACACAAGAAAAGACUUUCUCUGUGGUCGUAUCCAUCAACGGGCUUUAUGCUCCUGGGAUUGCUGUGUCAUAUCUUAGGGAUGCAUAUAAACAAGGCUCUCUACUCCUUCAGCUAUACGUGUGUUACGGUUGGCCUUGCAGGGAUUCUACUAGCUACAAUUUAUCUAGUGGUAGAUGUGCGUGGAUGGAGGCGGUUCACUAUGGUACUUGAAUGGAUGGGAAAGAACGCGCUACUGAUAUAUAUUCUCGUAGCGUGCAACAUCUUACCCCUUAUUCUACAGGGGUUUUACUGGAAGGAACCUCGUAACAACAUACUAACAUUGAUUGGAAUCGGGAAACGUAAUUAUUGAGAAGUUGUGCAUUUUUGGUGAUACAACUGCGCCAGGGAGAUUUGAGUCAUCAGCCAAUCAUCUCUUUCACUGGGCAUAGUAGACGAGGGAGGCUUGGGGAGAGGUCUACUCGAGGCAAGUGCAGCAGCAGCCAUUUUUGUGGAUGCAGCAAGCACGUAUCGGAUUCAUGUUCAAACACUCUAAUACAUACUGAUAUUGUAGUGUAAUCUAAGAGAAAGAAAUCGGUAAUUAGAUCUGAUAAUUACUCUGAAGAUGAGAUACAAAGCUGAAUCAUACAUACUGCCUUUGGGCUAAUAUUGAAUCUCCAAUUCAAGUUA